Molecule: messenger RNA, 2709 nt
Organism: Huiozyma naganishii CBS 8797
Lineage: Eukaryota; Fungi; Ascomycota; Saccharomycetes; Saccharomycetales; Saccharomycetaceae
Gene: SOG2
Product: Sog2p
Exons: 1
Coding region: 1-2709 (902 amino acids)
Molecular function (GO): protein binding
Source: RefSeq, a predicted model, not a curated record
AUGAAUGGUUUAGGUGAACCAGACCACUCCAAUGAACUGGAGGCUCUGAUAUCUAAACAGUUGAGCAGUGGCAACAGCGUGAAACUGGUUUCGUUGGAACUGGAGUCUCUUACUACUUCGACUAUUGUUGCAUUGAAACCAGUAGAGAGGCUGUCACUGAGAAAGAACAGUUUAACUACUCUACCUUCAAGUUUUGCCGAUUUAAAGAAUCUACGGUACUUGGACCUCAACUGUAACAACUUCAGAGAGAUACCUGUUUCGCUCUAUGGCUGUCCCAAGCUAGAGAUACUGGACCUUUCAUCAAACAAAAUCAAGUCCCUGCCCGAUGAUAUACCGCCAGUGUGGACCAAACAUUUGAAGGUGCUGUCUUUGAAGAAUAACAGAAUAGUCUCCAUUUGGGAUCUCAGAAAUGUAGUCCGAUUGCAAAAGUUGGAGAUGCUCGAUAUCGAUGGUAACAACAUCCCUACAGAUGAACUGGAACUUGUUCAGAAGUAUACACCGACAAAUGCGAGUAUUCCAAGGGACGAAUAUUGGGCCCUAGCACUACAACGGUACUUUGAGGAUCAUCCAGAACAGAUUCAUUCACACCAACAACAGUCCGCAACUUCGAUACCUACAACUGCAAAUAAUCCCAACAAUGGGGUUACCACCAAUCUUUCCUCUUUACACCAGGAGAAGUUUAGCAAAGCAUCAAAGAGAAUGGGUUUCAUCAGUACGGGCUCCCCAAACUCGGGACAAGGGACAAGCACCGCUAACAACGAAAUCAUGUCUACCAGUAACCCUGAACUAGAGAACGAAACCAGCGGCAGCACUGAACUCUAUAACCACACCAAAUACAACGACUAUUUCAAAAGAUUGUCGGUACUUUCCGAAGAGUCUGUCAUUAACGAACACUAUAAAGUAUCCCAUUCUGAACUUGUGGUUGCGUGCAGGAAAUUACUAUUUAGCUUCACUGAAUGCCAGCAAGUAAUAAGAAAGAUUGCUUCAUUCUGUAAAGAAAAGUCAAUCGCUGUGAACAUUGUCACCUUGCUGUACUCAGUUCGGUCUCACAUCGAUAAUUUAGUUGAAUUUUUACAGCAGGCUGAAACUCAAAAGGAUUUUAACGACCAAGCUAUGAUCAAACUUUGCAUUACCAUUACAACUAUUUUCAAACAAAUCAUAUCGUGCUUGAGAAAAAACUUCGAAGCAUUUUUUGCAGAAGAUGACCUCUGCUUUAUCAGGAUGUUCUAUAUGACACUACUAUGCUCGUACAGUGAGAUAUAUAACUCCUGGUGUUUUAUCAGUUCAGGUGGUCCACCCCUGAAGAAAACCUCUGCUAGGAAGCACACGUUAAAGAGGAACGAUUCAGCAAUAAAUAUGUACUCGGUCGGCAGCUAUUCUCCAGUGAUUAGUGGCGAAGUUGGUGCGGCAAACACAAGCGUCGAGGGCUUGAUAAACAAGCCUAGAAGACGUAGUCAUACCCUACAAACAAAGCUCCCCUCAUCGUUGUCCUCUAACGUAGUAGCGACAGGGUCUGCAAUAUCAUCUCCAAAUAGCAACAUUGAAACGACAAAGUCGUUGUCCAAUAUUAUGAGUCUGAACGCACAUGUAAAUGCCAACACUACAAAUGGAUCCAAUAAUGGACAGUCGAUGACUCCGAUAAGUCAAAAAAGCGAUGUUUCAACAAGCUCUGCAGCAAGCUCCAUCAAUACAGGCGGUACGAGUCAUACAGUCGUGGACGGAAACUCAAGUGGUGUGCGGGCAAAUGACCAUUCGACAACUUCAGUACAGAGCAAUGGUAGCUAUCCGGCAAGGUUAAGCAGCAUCUCAUUGUACCAGCGACAGGAUAACCAAGCAAGUGAGGCCGAUUACGAACACACUCAAGAGGGCAAGAGUGCUACUAAUGGUGCUACUACAAACAUGUCUGGCUCCUCUGACUCGACUAGAACCAAGGUUGGUACCACCUCAGCCAACUCUCCUGUUACGGCAGAGAAGGGCACCACGGACAAUUCCAUCAACGAAGGCAACGAAUCUAUCAAGAUUGUUGACGAGGCCCAACAAAACAUAGACAUUCAGCUAUACCAGAUGCUAACUAACGUUGUUAAGAUGGUUAGUGUAGUGUACAAUCAUCUUACGAGUGAGAUUUCAAAGAUUGCAGUAGCGAGUAGUAAUGGACAGCAAAUUCUAACCGAUUCUCUUUCCACUAAGAUCAGGGAGUUGACUGACACGUGCUGGCAAGCCAUGGAGUUGUCGAAGUCUUUAAACGAUAGGUUGGAUCUUUUGCUCUCCGGCGAGCCUGCGAUCACUGAGAGAUACUUGAGCAAAGCGGAGAAACUAAGGACAUGGGAGAAGAUAAAUGCAUUUCUUAAGUCUAUCAUUAUGAUUUUGGGAAACACCAAAAGUGUCAUGUCAGAUUUACCUAGUUUGAACGACAUACGACCUAAUUUGGCUUCUUUGGCCAAGAUAACGAAGGAUGUUACCGUUAUUCUGGACCUGAGCUCUUAUAAAAGUGUGUCUGUAAUCGCUGCACAGUUACAAAAGCACCAACAUGCGCCACAAGUACACCAGCAACAACAGCAACAACAGGCGCAUCAGCAGCAGCAGUCAGUUCCGCAACAGGUUCAACAUCAGUUCCAACAGCAGCAGUACCAAAUCAACAGUAACACACAUGUGCCUCUACUGACACCUCAGCAACCGCCUGCGACCAAUCCCUUUGAGAACAUGAAGUGA